Culicoides brevitarsis is the source of this 1707-nucleotide messenger RNA. RefSeq names its product homeobox protein invected. Lineage: Eukaryota; Metazoa; Arthropoda; Insecta; Diptera; Ceratopogonidae. The transcript is spliced from 5 exons. Gene Ontology annotation, biological process: regulation of transcription by RNA polymerase II; multicellular organism development; neuron differentiation. The record is from RefSeq and is a predicted model, not a curated record. Gene Ontology annotation, molecular function: DNA-binding transcription factor activity, RNA polymerase II-specific; RNA polymerase II cis-regulatory region sequence-specific DNA binding. Gene Ontology annotation, cellular component: nucleus. The coding region runs from base 1 to 1707 and encodes 568 amino acids.
AUGACUGCAAUAAUGCCCCAAUUGUUAUCCCAAGCAUUAUCUCACUUUCCGCUUAAUCACUUGGUAAAAUAUCAAACGAAUCCUAGCGAAAAGUGUUCCGAUGGUGGCAUGUCUCCGUUAUCAGAAAUUCACUCCACGUCGGUUGGCACGUCUCUGAAAGAGUCCCAACAUCCCGAUAACUUGGACCAUUUACGCAUCUCGCCGAACAGCAACAACAACAAUAAUAAUAACAUUAGUGAAAAUAGUGUUAGCAAUAAAAUAAUGGAACGUGAUACUUCCGGGCACGAAAGUGACAGUGACGUAAGUGUCGGGCAGGAAAACGAGUCUGACGAUAGCCCAAUGAGCGUCAACACGAACGUCACGAAGGAGAAUCGGCGUCGUGAUAGCGUCGAUUUCAGCGAAGAAGGUGUCAGCAAUGAUUCCACGCGUUUCGCUUCGCAACUUUGUAGUCCUCAGUCCACAGCUCCGUCAUCGGCGAACGAAGAACCUCGCGUUCCCACAAUUUUGCGACCUAGUCCCACACGACUUCACGAAGAAUUUCUCCGAAAUUCACAAAUUUACGCCGAAGAACUUAUGAGACAGCAGAUGAGUCUUGUGGCAGCUGCCCAAGCUUCCACAUUUUCCACAACAGCGCAGCUUUCGAAGCUCGUGACAGCUCGCACCUUAUUGGAGGAAAAAAUGGGCUUUCGACCUACGGCAUUGAGUAAUCGCCCAUUAAAUCCCAUUCCAGAUCCCUCAAUUAACUUCAGGGGCAUUCACAAUCACUUGAACGCCAUUUCGCAAAUAACCCAAAAUCUAGGUGCUUCAAAUACGGAAAAAUUUACAUCGCCAAGUCCUUCGGAUACGUCGCAAUCGCCGCCAGUUAUGCACACGCCAAUUCACGCGAAUCACGCCAUUCAUGCGGCCGCCAUGUUCAUGAAUAACAAUCUCAAGGAUCACUUGAAUCAGGACAAUCUCAAGUUUAGCAUCGAUAAUAUUCUCAAGGCGGAUUUCGGGAGACGCAUUACCGAGCCGCUUAUGAAGCGAAGUGGCAAAGGAUCUGCGGGAAAUGCAAAAAAGAGUCAGAAACAAGAAGAAUUGUUGUUGAAACAACAAAUGGCGCGACAAAAUAAGAGACAAUCGCCACCGAUGUCGCCGCAAAGUAGUGUUGGAGAUCGCUCGGAGGGAGCUCCGAUGGAUUUGACGGGAGGCGAAAUGGAUCGUGAAAGCAAUAAGAGUUUGUCGCCAUCGCCGGCGGCGGGACAAGGCUCCUCUGGUGGAGGCGGAGAUGGAAAAGGACCUAUUGUAUGGCCAGCUUGGGUUUAUUGUACGAGAUAUUCUGAUAGGCCGAGUUCUGGAAGAAGUCCACGAAUGAAGAAGCCAAAGAAACCUCCUUCGGAAAAGGGAAAUGUUACGCCUGAAGAUAAGCGUCCUCGAACAGCUUUUAGUGGGCCUCAGUUGGCAAGACUCAAGCAUGAAUUCGCUGAAAACCGCUACCUAACUGAGCGCCGGCGACAAGCUCUAUCCGCCGAACUCGGUCUCAACGAGGCUCAAAUAAAAAUUUGGUUCCAAAACAAACGCGCCAAAAUCAAAAAAUCCACUGGCCAUAAAAACCCUCUUGCCUUGCAACUCAUGGCGCAGGGUCUGUACAACCAUUCUACCGUACCUCUAACACAGGAAGAGGAGGAGCUGCAAGAACUGCAGGCGGCAGCGGCUGGUAAUGCGUAG